UUUUUAGCCGUUAACUAGUAGACUAUAGACGCUUUUUAUGAAAAUACAAAUAAAGAAAAUUAGAAAAAAAAAACAAAUUUCUUGUGCUGGUUAAAUAAACACAGCUAACUACUAACAAACUAUUUAACUUAACUGUCCCUUAAAUAAAACGGUUUCUUAUUUCGAAUUUCUUUAAAAAAAGAAAUUGUAUUAAAAAAGUGUAAAUUAAAAAAAAUAUUUUAAACAAAAAAAAGUUUUGUUUAAAGGUGACAUUAAAAAAGGAAAAAAUCAAAAUUGAUUAAACAAUUGCAUUAAAUAAAACGUUGCCUAGGCAAAUUAUAGAUAAUUUGUUAAAGAUAAACAACAGCAACAAUAAAAUAAAUAAAAAUUCAAGAGAAAAAAAAAAAAGAAAAUUUUAUAAAAUUAGAAAAAGAAACAUAAAUUACAGAAUAAAGUGUUUUUUAUAGCAAAACAAAAGGUUUCUUUGUUAAAAUAAAGCCAAAAAUAUGGGUUGUAAUACCAGUCAGGAAUUAAAAACCAAAGAAGGUUCCAACAAUGCCGUUAACGGUUCGGCCCAAAAUGAUGAUAACAACACUUGUGAACAAAACACAAACAAUGAAGAUGCCCAACAACAAAAGGGUGCGGUUUCCGGCGAACAUCAAACCUCACAGACGAACUCAGCCUCUAACCAUCAGCAUUCGAAAACAAAUUCACUCAUUUCGAAUGGUGGCGGUGAUAAUAGCCUUAAUCACUCCUCAAAAUCAUCGGCCAAUUCUAAACAAUCCACCGUAUCGCCAGCCAAGGAGAAUGGUUCAUUGCUAAAACAACAAAUACAAUCAUAUAAUAAGGCCGAAUUAACGGAAUUCAAUGAUAUCGAUAUGGAUGGUGAAGAUGAAGGUGAGUGAGUCAUAUUUCCUCUGCUAGGAAAAGCCACAAAAAAA
Messenger RNA from Lucilia cuprina (Australian sheep blowfly), 920 nucleotides. RefSeq lists its product as uncharacterized. The coding region runs from base 486 to 884 and encodes 132 amino acids. The transcript has a single exon. The record is from RefSeq and is a predicted model, not a curated record. NCBI's taxonomy places the organism in Eukaryota, Metazoa, Arthropoda, Insecta, Diptera, Calliphoridae.